Malus domestica (apple) is the source of this 2137-nucleotide messenger RNA. RefSeq lists its product as uncharacterized. The record is from RefSeq and is a predicted model, not a curated record. Gene Ontology annotation, cellular component: cytoplasm; nucleus. Gene Ontology annotation, molecular function: nuclear import signal receptor activity. Gene Ontology annotation, biological process: protein import into nucleus. Lineage: Eukaryota; Viridiplantae; Streptophyta; Magnoliopsida; Rosales; Rosaceae.
CCUUAUCAGUAUCUAACUUUUUCUGGCCCAAUAAGAAACAAACUCAAAAUUUCCGGCUCAGAAGGCAUAUUUACCUUGUAACUGGAAAAUUCAACUAUUUCGUUAUACAUUGCAAUUUCCUUUGAAAAAUGUAAAAGCUUGCAUUGGGCAGUGCAGACAGUCUUCCUUGUGCCCUCCCAAAUUUUGGUUUGGUUCUACCUUUCUUGUGUCUCAAGUCUCACAACCCAAAACUCAUUUAUUCAUCAGUAAAUCGAACCGUCAACCACCAACUUUUGGUUUCUCGAGCGAAUCCUCUAGUUCCUCAGAACCCCACAUUCGAAAUGACGAUUCCUGAAAACCAAAUUCAGCGAAGAACGACGAUGGAGCCGGUAUUUUCUCAGCAAUUGCAAAUGCAAGCCUACGCAACUCUGAGUUCGAACGAUGUGCAGCCAAUGGAGACGCUCCUUUCUCAUCUCUUCAGCCCUCAAGAGCCCCAAAAAUCUCAGGCCUAUAGCCUUCUACAUUGUUGCAGAAAGCACUUCCCGGAUUUGCUUUUCAUCAAGGUUUUCUUUGUGAUUAGGAACGGGCCUUCCGCAGAGAUUCGCACCAGGUCUGCGCUUGUUCUCCGGUUUGUGCUCGGUGACCUUUGGCCGAAGUUGUCAUUGAAUGCUCAAAUUAACCUUAAAAAUCUAUUUCUUGUUCGCCUUCAUGAAGAGGGCUCAUUGCCCAUUUUGAGGAUUCUCUGUCUCAUUGCAUCUGAAAUGGCAGUGGAGAUUUCUAGGACUGGCGAUGAGUGGCCGGAGCUCAUUGACUAUUUGUUGAUGUCUUUUCAGUCGGACUCCGAAAGGUUUCAGCUUUCUGCUUUGUGGGUGUGUUCUUUUUUCCCAAAAGUGUAUCGUCCGGUUAUUUGUGAAACGUUAGCUCCUAGCAUUGAACCUACCCACUCAGCAUUUUUGCGUAUGUUGAAUUCGGAAAAUGCUGAUAUUCAGGUUGCGACAUUUGGUGCUGUGGUUAGUUUGAUCCAUUUGUUUUCGAAUUCAUUAGGGCGGAAUUGGUUUCAUGACCUUUUGAGGGGGAUGAUGGUUGGACUGUUUAAUUUGUUAAGUCACUUGAAAGAAGACUAUGCUCGCGGGGCUCUCAAGGAGUUAAUAAUGUUGGUAAAGGAAGAGCCACAACUCUUGAAGCCCUACCUUAACGAACUAGUACUUGAUAUGCUUAAGAUAGUAGACAGUGAACAGGUGACAGAGGGAACCAAAGUGUUUGUUCACAAAUUCUUGCUGACCGUAGUAGAAGCAAGCGAUUUGGCACUUACAAUGAGGGGGCUGCCACAUCAGACUUUGGUUAAACUGCUGGCAGUCCCAAUGAAACUGCUUCUCAGUAUAAAUGAUGACUAUGCAUGUUACAACACAGAAAGCGAGCAGGCUGAGAAUGCUGGGAAGACAGAUCUUGGAAUUGCAUACCUGACAAAAAUAUCAACCGCCUUAGGUGAAAAGACAAUGACCCCCAUAGCUUUUGAGUUGUUCUUGGAGUACAUGGAUGCUUCCGAUUGGAAGAAGCGCCACGCAGGAAUUUCUAUGCUAGCGGUUAUUGCAAAGGAGUGCUCAGAGGAGAUGGUACUGAUGAAAAAAUAUUUGGAACAAGUUACAACCAUGAUUUUGAAAUCAUUCCAAGAUCCCCAGUCUCAAGUUUGUUGUGCAGCUUUUAAUUUUAUGCAACUGCCUAUAAUCCUGAUUGAGGCAAUGCAGAUUCUUCAUCAUUUGAGGAUUGUGCCUGCACUAGUUAGUGCACUUGACCAACAUUCGAUUCCAAGAUUAAAGGAACAAGCUGCAUCAGCAAUACAACACUUGAUAAAGAACGUUUCUUCGGAUAGUUUAAGAAUGCACAUGGACCUGGAUGCUAUAUUGAGCAAACUUCAGAAAGACCACAGGCGUAUGUAGCGGUAAAUACGAAAAUGGGGCGUUUCUUUCUUCUCCGUGCUGAAAGAAGAGCAGAUGCCAAGUCUCAGGUUCUUGGAAGAAACCCAUCACGCUCUACUACCAUGUCAUCUGCUAUCUGCUAUCUUUUUUCUUUUUCUUUUGUCAAUUGUCAUGCUUUAGAUUACUACUUUUUGUAAUAGCUGCUUUAGAGGUGGUUUGGGAAUGAGGUGCUUAAAAAAAAA